UUUGAUUUAAUUUAUCGCUUUAAAUACCUAAAAAAUGAUUAAGUCGAAAUAUUUUCGUUAUCUCCGUUAAAAAAGGCGAUUUCUAAUCGACCGGUUUUGAAAUUUAAGUUUUAACGCAAAUAGAUUCUUAGCAACAACGGUUUUGAAGGUUAAUGCUUGAAAAAAAAAGUUGCGGUUAUUAUCCGGCUCUGUUAAAUAAUGCAUUAGGGAUAUCGAAAAACGAAUACAAUUUCCUCGUUUUAUAAUCGCAUUGUUCGACAUAACCUUUAACGUAAAAAUAAAAAUUAAAUUAAAAUGCGGUUAUUUAACGUUUACUGGUUGCCUUAGCAACAAAAGGGAACAUUCUCUUUUUAAUCGCGCCAUCUCUUUCCAAUUAUUUCCCUCUUUGUUUACAUCUUAACGUCAAAUUAUAAUCGUUGCAACAUCUUGAACUUUCAUUGUUUGUCAAAAGUCUAUUUUUAAAUCUACUUAAAAUACAACUUGGCUUAAAUUCGCUUCAAUUAAACAAACUAAAUUUGCACAGUGUUAAUUUAUUUGCAAUGAGGACCAUUACGAGGAGAAUUAAUCGCCGUGAAUUGAAAAUUAAAAAAUUAAAAGUGAGCUUAUAAUAAAUAAUUUAAUGAAGUAGAAUGGCGAGAUAAGAUUUAGACUUUGAUUUGUUUUUAAAAAACUAUCUUUUAGCAAGUCAAGUCAUUGGUUAUGGCAUUUAAUUGCUUGUUAAGAGGUAGACCAAAUACAUCUUGGAUUCAAUUAAUGACCCGUACCGGAACAAAGAUGGAAGAAUAGAAAAAAAUGGCGAUCAUGCUUAUACAAAAAAAAAUUUGAGGUUAUCCCCACGUCAAAAUUGUCAAAAAAAAAUUUUAAUCAAAAUGUUAUAUUAUGUCGCGUUAUAAAUCAUCUUGGCGUUUUUUAAUCAAUUUAUACAAGUUAACGUUAAAGAAAAAGUUCUCAUCGCCACCGAAAGUGGUUUUAUUCGCGUUUUCAUUGUUAUGGUUGGACCCGUUCGGGAUUUACGAGAAAUUAACAAGUUCCCUAGACAAUGAGAAGUCGCCGAAAGGAAAUAUGUACUGGCAAAAAAUGACUCCGGAUCAAUUGGUCGACGAAGCGGAUAAAUUGUACUCCCGCGGCGAAUAUCUCCAAGUUUACGAGAUUUUAAAUCGGAUGAGAUACAACGGAAACCCCGAAGUGCAAUGGAGAAUUUGUCGCGUUUUGUUCAAAAUGUCCGGAGAUGAGAAAUUCAGUUCGAAUAUGCGGGAAGAAAUGAUUUCCGAGGCUUACAUCUUAAUUAACAUGGCGUUAUCUUUAGAUGACUCGAACGCGAACAUUCAUAAAUGGAUGGCGAUUAUAAUCGAUGCGAAAACGGGUUAUGACGGUGUAAUUGAAAAGAUCAAGUCUUACGAAACGAUUCGAUUCCACAUGGAACGAGCCAUUGAAUUAAAUCCCAACGAUAUGGUCGUUUUGUAUAUGCUAGGUAAAUGGAAUUACGAAAUGAGCCGUUUGACGCGGUUCCAACGUUGGAUAGCGAAAGUUUUUUAUCAUCACGAUCCGCCGAUGUCGCAUUAUCGGGAUGCUUACGAAUUUUUAAUGAGAUCCGCAGAGUUGCAAACCAACGAAUAUUAUAUACCUACGUUUUAUAUUUUGGGGAAAACGUGCAUUAAAUUGGGACACUUUUAUCGCGCGAGAUAUUAUUUGCAAUACGCCGCUUUUUUACCGCCGAGGACCGAUUACGAGGAGAAAUGUGCCCGAAAAUCAAAAUCGCUAGUUAUACAAUUGGAUAAAUACGAUUUAGCCAGCGAAAGUAUUUUUUACGAUUUUCCUAAUUUUACAGAUCAAAUGUAACCGAUUAAUUUACACAUACAUGUAUUUAUUGUACUUUUUAAUAAAAAAAUUAUCUCAAA
This is a messenger RNA of Onthophagus taurus, 1898 nucleotides long. Lineage: Eukaryota; Metazoa; Arthropoda; Insecta; Coleoptera; Scarabaeidae. The record is from RefSeq and is a predicted model, not a curated record.